GCUCAUUUGUGAUGAGACAUUUAAAUCUAUUCAGCGGAGGAAAGAGACGAUGAGUGAACUAAGCUCCCAAACAGCAGGCAUCAUGACAACAUUUAUAACGAGACUCUGGUGUUUCAUACAUCUUCAGUGUUUCCUCGGUGGCAGUUCAGUUGACUCCUCUUCUCUGUCCUCCAACCCCCACAUUCUGGCCGUCACCUCCACAGUGGGGAGCCAGGUGGUCCUUCCCUGCAGCUGGAAGUCCCGCCUGGGGGAGGGGGCCCUGUCCACCUGCCACAUUCGGUGGACAUCCGCCAUCAAGCUGGUGUUUGAACAGCAGGGAGAGCAGCGGUGGCAGGCGGAGGAGUUUGUGGGCCGGGUGGAGGUUCCUGAGGAGAGACUUGGGUCCGGGGACUGUUCUUUGAUCAUCAGUGAUGCUCAGCUCGGAGACACGGGGAGAUACGAGAGCUUCAUGGUGGUGGACGGAGUGAGGUCUGCGAAAACCAGGGUCUUCAUUCAGAGCGUCAAGCUGUCUGUGCUCGACCACAAAUCUCUGCAGUCUCGUGGUCUAGGUGAGGACCUGGUUCUGGAUCUCCACACUCCUCACUCUGUGAGACUGGUCUUCCAGGGAAGGAGCGGCUCCGAGUGGUUGGACCUGUGGGUGAGGGGGGAUGAAAACAGUCAGCGUCUGGAGAAACACUCCAUGAAGGAGCAGCUGACGAUAAAGAAGUUAAAGCGCUCGGACGAAGGCACAUACAAAGUCCUGGAUGAGCAGGGCCUCUCUGUGAGCACUGUGCAGCUCUCUGUGGAAGAACGCUCCACAUCUCUCAAAGUCCGGCAGGUUAUGGAAAAUGAAAUACCAGCAGGUGACGCUACCAGAAGCAGCUGUUCAGCGCUUCUCAUCUGGUCUCUUCUUGUCACGAGUUUCCACAUUCUUCAUCUGCUCUGAUUCCAGAACUGCACAUAGCUAUUAACAGCAGCUUUGCACAGUAACAGCAUAUGUGUGACAGUGUGUGUGCAGUGUACACUUCAAGUUAAGUACACAGUGACAGGUAGGUGUGAGAGGGAGAGAUGUGGUCUGAGUAAAGAAAAGGUUUUCUGUUUGUCUAAAACAACCCUGGGUCUAAGCUUUAAAUGCCACUCUCUCAUUUCUGUCCAAUAAUUAUGGAACUGGAGUUGUUACAUGGUUAGCUUAGCAUAAAGACUGGAAACAGAGGGAAACUGGCUCAGUCUGCAGUUCAGAAAUACACCAUCUCAAACUCUCUUAUUGAUGCCUAGUAACUAUCUUACAAAACAUCAGUAAAUGAGGUGUUAAACAUCAAUAUAUCAGUUAAAACUUUAUUAAUGGUGCCUGAGCAGAAAGCAGCACCCUAAUACAAAAUAAUUACGUUAUAUAUGUCUAAGAUAUUCAAAUGUUAAUUUAAGACUAAUCAGGGAAACCCAGUCAUCAAUUUCUUAGUUUAGAGAAGCCAAAGCUUCACAGAUCGACAAAACUGGGGGAAUUCGACCAUGUGUGGGUAAAGACAGCUGCCGUCAGGCUAAUUUUGUGUUUUUUCACAUAUUUACUCAGUACAUGUGAAUCAGUGGAUGAGGUCACAGUGUACAGAAAGACUUUGUCUUGUCUUUACUUUUACAAAACCUUGAAAUUAAUAAAUAUACAAGUGUGAAUGAUUGUCUUAGCUUGUUAGUGGUAGAGAAAAAGUGCAAUAUUUUCCCCUGAACCAUAGUGGGUUUGAUAUAAGGCAGUAUAAGAAACGACUAAAUGACCAAAUAACAAAUAAAUUGAAAAAAGAAUGGUCAUAUUAAUGGUUCAUGGAGAAACAGACUUCAUUACACUUACUAUCAACAACAGUUAAUUUGCCCUUUGCUGUGAUUUGUCUGAGGUGAAUGUGUGGAGUGUGCUCACUCUGAUAUAUGAUUAGCAUGUGGCAUGAUAUUUAUUGUUUCAUAAAUCUAAAAGAGAAUUAUAGUAAACCAACAGACACCGUU
Molecule: messenger RNA, 1965 nt
Organism: Monopterus albus (swamp eel)
Lineage: Eukaryota; Metazoa; Chordata; Actinopteri; Synbranchiformes; Synbranchidae
Exons: 7
Coding region: 50-925 (291 amino acids)
Biological process (GO): T cell costimulation; cell surface receptor signaling pathway; positive regulation of T cell proliferation
Cellular component (GO): external side of plasma membrane
Source: RefSeq, a predicted model, not a curated record